CCUCUCCCCUCCCUUCCCCUCCAGGCUGGCGUCCACGGCAGGGGUGGCAGAGGGCAGUCCUGAGCGCUCGGGAUGGGCCCCCAGCUGGGUGCUCACCACAAGCAGAGCCUGGAGCAGGGUCUCCACUGCCCCUCCUGCCCUGGGGAGCUGGCCCUGAGCGAGAUGCAGGGCUGUGCCCUGGGCCUGGCCGGGUGCCGUCUGUGUGCAGGGGUCUCAGCCUGGGGGCCCGGGGCUGCUGGUGCACCAGUGUGUGUGCAGGUGUGUGUGUGGCCGAGCGCGCACACCUGUGCUCACGGGGGCCCGGGGCUGCUGGUGCACCGGUGUGUGUGUGCAGGUGUGUGCAGGUGUGUGUGUGCAGGUGUGUGUGUGGCCGAGCGCGCACACCUGUGCUCACGGGGGCCCGGGGCUGCUGGUGCACCGGUGUGUGUGCGCAGGUGUGCACCGGUGUGUGUGCGCAGGUGUGUGUGGCCGAGCGCGCACACCUGUGCUCACGGGGGCCCAGGGCUGCUGGUGCACUGGUGUGUGUGUGCAGGUGUGUGCAGGUGUGUGUGUGCAGGUGUGUGUGUGGCCGAGCGCACACACCUGUGCUCACGGGGGCCCGGGGCUGCUGGUGUGUGUGUGUGUGCAGGUGUGUGCAGGUGUGUGUGCACAGGUGUGCGCAGGUGUGUGUGCGCCGGUGUGUGUGUGGCCGAGCGCGCACACCUGUGCUCACGGGGGCCCGGGGCUGCUGGUGCACCAGUGUGUGUGCAGGUGUGUGUGUGGCCGAGCGCGCACACCUGUGCUCACGGGGGCCCGGGGCUGCUGGUGCACCAGUGUGUGUGCAGGUGUGUGUGCAGGUGUGUGUGUGUGUGGCUGAGCGCGCACACCUGUGCUCACGGGGGCCCGGGGCUGCUGGUGCACUGGUGUGUGUGUGCAGGUGUGCGCAGGUGUGUGUGUGCAGGUGUGUGUGUGGCCGAGCGUGCACACCUGUGCUCACGGGGGCCCGGGGCUGCUGGUGCACUGGUGUGUGUGUGCAGGUGUGUGUGUGGCCGAGCGCGCACACCUGUGCUCACGGGGGCCCGGGGCUGCUGGUGCACUGGUGUGUGUGUGCAGGUGUGCACCGGUGUGUGUGCGCAGGUGUGUGUGUGUGUGGCCGAGCGUGCACACCUGUGCUCACGGGGUCCGGGGCUGCUGGUGCACCGGUGUGUGUGUGCAGGUGUGUGCAGGUGUGUGUGUAUGUGGCCGAGCGUGCACACCUGUGCUCACGGGGGCCCGGGGCUGCUGGUGCACUGGUGUGUGUGUGCAGGUGUGUGUGUGUGUGGCCGAGCGCGCACACCUGAGCUCACGGGGGCCCGGGGCUGCUGGUGCACUGGUGUGUGUGCGCCGGUGUGCACCGGUGUGUGUGCGCAGGUGUGUGUGGCCGAGCGCGCACACCUGAGCUCACGGGGGCCCGGGGCUGCUGGUGCACUGGUGUGUGUGUGCAGGUGUGUGUGUGUGUGGCCGAGCGCGCACACCUGUGCUCACGGGGGCCCGGGGCUGCUGGUGCACUGGUGUGUGUGUGCAGGUGUGCACCGGUGUGUGUGCGCAGGUGUGUGUGUGUGUGGCCGAGCGUGCACACCUGUGCUCACGGGGGCCCGGGGCUGCUGGUGCACUGGUGUGUGUGUGCAGGUGUGCACUGGUGUGUGUGCGCAGGUGUGUGUGUGUGUGGCCGAGCGCGCACACCUGAGCUCACGGGGGCCCGGGGCUGCUGGUGCACUGGUGUGUGUGUGCAGGUGUGUGUGUGUGUGGCCGAGCGUGCACACCUGAGCUCACGGGGGCCCGGGGCUGCUGGUGCACUGGUGUGUGUGCGCCGGUGUGCACCGGUGUGUGUGCGCAGGUGUGUGUGGCCGAGCGCGCACACCUGUGCUCACGGGGGCCCGGGGCUGCUGGUGCACUGGUGUGUGUGCGCAGGUGUGCACCGGUGUGUGUGCGCAGGUGUGUGUGGCCGAGCGCGCACACCUGAGCUCACGGGGGCCCGGGGCUGCUGGUGCACUGGUGUGUGUGCGCCGGUGUGCACCGGUGUGUGUGCGCAGGUGUGUGUGGCCGAGCGCGCACACCUGUGCUCACGGGGGCCCGGGGCUGCUGGUGCACUGGUGUGUGUGCGCAGGUGUGCACCGGUGUGUGUGCGCAGGUGUGUGUGGCCGAGCGCGCACACCUGAGCUCACGGGGGCCCG
Molecule: messenger RNA, 2192 nt
Organism: Lepus europaeus (European hare)
Lineage: Eukaryota; Metazoa; Chordata; Mammalia; Lagomorpha; Leporidae
Exons: 2
Coding region: 73-1785 (570 amino acids)
Source: RefSeq, a predicted model, not a curated record